Messenger RNA from Penicillium canescens, 1563 nucleotides. Its product is annotated as Glycoside hydrolase superfamily. The transcript is spliced from 3 exons. The record is from RefSeq and is a predicted model, not a curated record. Bases 1 to 1563 code for a protein of 520 amino acids. Lineage: Eukaryota; Fungi; Ascomycota; Eurotiomycetes; Eurotiales; Aspergillaceae.
AUGAGACAAUCACGCAGACGGGCAUAUUGCUGCACGGGAUUUGUCCCUUCGUCAAUCACCAAUUCUGGCAACCUCGUGCUCUAUGGCCAGACUUCUGUGCUUAGCAAGCGAGGCGGUUCUAAUACUGGCCUCAGUAUCUAUGUACGCGACCAUGGACUUGAAGAGCGUGGUUUGCCUGGCUUGAUACUCUCCGGAUUGGGAUUGGGAUCUCUCUGCCUCGCUGAUCUCGUCCCAUCGCUUCUUGGAGCACUGCCCACGUUCGGCCUAUCCCUUAUUGGGGAGGGGGUAGUAUGCGCUCUGGGGGCACUUGCCGGCGCCGCUGCUACGAUCUACGUCGGUUGGCAAAUUAUCUCAGGCAUAGUUGGGUGGCUUUUCGGCGGCUCCCCAUCUAAACCCAACGUUGGCGUCCCAACAAAAGUUGGGACCCGAACUGCGUAUGGCCAGUGGUCGAUUCUCGACUUUAACGGCGGCGCAACGACGACUAGCUGCGAUUGUGAGGUCACAUAUACGUGCCGCUAUGGCUUGGGUUGGGAUGAGAUUUGUGAUAACCAAAGAUGGGCGAUCAACAAGCUGCUCAACGGAAAGACUGUCUAUCAACCACUGACAGCCCAGAACGGCCGUAAGUAUUCAUCGUGGAGAUCUAGCCAGCGUAUUGGCGCAUACCGAACCCGGGCCCAAGCAUCGAUCAACAACGUAGCCCGAUGUCAACUGGAUGAGUUUCCUAUGGGCAACCUCAAGGAAUCAGGAAAUAAUUCUCCGCAGGCUUGCCGUCUAGUCAACGGCCCUGCGAAUGGGAGACAGGGAAAUGAUUACAAGGCUUGGAAGGACGCGCAAUGGAGGCCUUGCUCGGCGUACCGCUCUACCAAGUGCGGCAUUAAUGACGAUGGACCGCCUGCAACCUGGGCGUUUGGGCCGCUGCCCGCGGGGCGCGGUUCCGGCAGUGGACAACACUUCAUAGAUGCUUAUGGUUUCGACGAGCAAACGGUCAACUCGCUUUGCUGGGCUACAUACACUUACACCGACCAGCCUGGAGUUAUCUCGACCUCCACGGUUACUGACCAUGGGUUCCGUGUUCUUGACGAUGAUCCUAUCGGCCUUUUGACUCUCAACCGGGAAUAUUUCAAAGAGACCUUCUCGGCAACGACCAGUACAUGUCGCUUGAGGAGUAUAACGACCCCGCUGGCGUCUGCCACGCUGACCUCAAAUUCCUUGGAAAUGGCAAACGAUGCCUAUCUCGACCUUGAUUAUGAUAAUCUCUACUUCGUCGAUCUGGAUGGCAACCCUAUCGACGGUCGGACAUGCAACAUCAUCUACGAGGACGACGGCCCGCGCUCCGAAGUGCGUCUCGUACUUGACGAGGAUGGUCAUGUCGUGGACAUGUAUAUGGGCGACCCAGAUGCUGGCUCGUGGACCAAGGAGGAGGUUAAAAGUUACAAUUCGGAUAAGGUGACUGUUGAUGCUACCACCGUCACUGUCACCACGGGUGUUCUGGCGGGCAGCGAGUCCCGACCCACGUUCGCAGCGAGUACGACUGGGUCCGAGACGAGAUCGGAACCGUAUUGA